CAACUCAAGAGGAACCUGUUUGUGAUCACUGGGGACAUAUCGGCAAAGAACUAUGUCGCCUCGCAGGACGCUUGGACUAUCCAGGCAAAUUCCAUUUAUCCAGGAUUUGACACCAAACGAUCGUUUCAGCAAAAUCUCGCCAUGUUGUACCUCGAACCCACUGUCGAAUUCUCGCAAUACUUCGAUUUCAUCCCCUUGCCCGCUGACAUCCAAUUCACUGAUGCCUCGUACAGCAAAGAAAACAUCGUCGGCUUCGGUUUCGGAAGCAUCACGUCCACUUCAACCGAGGUUGAAACAAAGAAUCCGUUCAAAAUAUACGCGGAUCAAGUUAAUGUGAUGCUGCGGCAAUUGACAAUGCCGGUCGUUGACAUUUCGGUUUGCCAAAAAAUUUACAAUUACACGGCAACGGAUGUGGAACUGUCGUCGCAGCUUUGCUACGGAGGUGAACCCAACAAGGGAGUUUGUCUGAGAGAUGAAGGAGGCCCGGUGACGUGGAUAAGGCCAAGUGACGGCACCAGGAUAAUCAUUGCAGUCAACACCAACAAAUACGGUUGUUCCAAAGGCCUCGCCAAUAUUGGUACGAAAAUCGCUGGGAAUCACUUGCGAUGGAUACAAGCCAUCAUUAAUACCACAGUGACAAUCCCGAAAAGAAAUAACCACAGAGGAUUUUUCGAAUGGCUCCCCGAAUUUAUUGGAAGCCCAAUCCGAAAUAACCCGUCAGAAAACCAGCAAACCACGAACGGGACUUGAAAACGCAAUUUUUUUUUCUUUCACAUUCAUCGGAAUUUCCGCGAAAGUGCUUUCAUGAAUUUCGCCCUCAAUCCAGUCUGCCAGCGGAUGUUGGAAAGAAUGAAUUCUUCAGCUGUUUGCAUCAACAAGUUUGCU
This is a messenger RNA of Notodromas monacha, 885 nucleotides long. The record is from the annotation of a GenBank genome assembly. NCBI's taxonomy places the organism in Eukaryota, Metazoa, Arthropoda, Ostracoda, Podocopida, Cyprididae.